Messenger RNA from Euleptes europaea (tarantolino), 2479 nucleotides. RefSeq names its product Cas scaffold protein family member 4 (gene CASS4). The transcript is spliced from 6 exons. Gene Ontology annotation, cellular component: cytoplasm; plasma membrane. Lineage: Eukaryota; Metazoa; Chordata; Lepidosauria; Squamata; Sphaerodactylidae. The record is from RefSeq and is a predicted model, not a curated record. Gene Ontology annotation, molecular function: protein binding. Gene Ontology annotation, biological process: cell migration; cell surface receptor protein tyrosine kinase signaling pathway. The coding region runs from base 1 to 2463 and encodes 820 amino acids.
AUGGCAGCAAGGAAGGUGAAGGAGAUGAUCUUAGAACUUCAAGCGUUUCCGCAGAACACCUUGGCAAAAGCGUUAUACGACAACAAAGCUGAAUGUCCAGAUGAGCUCGCCUUCCGCAGAGGAGACAUCCUGACGGUUCUCGAGCAGGAUCCCCUCGAGAGCAAAGGAUGGUGGAAAUGUUCCUAUCUUGGAAAGCAAGGCCUUGCUCCUGCAAAUCGUCUCCAGCUUCUGUUCCCUUCACAAGUCCCCUCUGACUUGCAUCACUCACAAGGCCUUCAGACUAGUCCAGGAACCAUCUACCAGGUUCCCUCUGCACACAAGUCUCGGGCCCUGACAGCACCAGUCUAUGAGAGAAUGGACAGUUGGGUUAAGCCUCGUUCUUCUUCCCUGCCGAACCAAGAAGUGUACCAGGUGCCAGCGUUGGCUGCAAAACUGCUCAGUGAAAAGACUCAGAUCUCAUCAAAUCAGUACCUCUUUACGCUUCCCAGAGCAAGCUGGGCAUCCACGCUGGGUAACAAAAGUGAUAUCUAUGAUGUCCCAUCGCCUCAGCGCCACAGAGCCUUAUUCUCCCAGGGUCUUGCCACUCCUCCCUCCUCCAGAAAUGGCUCCCAACUUUCCCCCUCUGCUGAAAAUUGCCUGGAAGAGUCACCGCAGCUUUAUGACAUCCCGCCGAGCGUGCAGAAAGCCAGAAUUUGCACACAGGAGCCAGCUGUGGGUAAUGUGUAUGACACACUCCCCACAACUUCAAGAGACCCUGGAAAAGAUACAGAAACAGGAAAGCAUUUGAGUCAUUACAAUACGUUGCCAAACCUUCGUAAAUCAGAAUGGAUUUAUGAUAUACCUGAAAAAACAGGUUUAAAACAAACUCCUCAGAGCCAGUCGCCAAAUAAACAUAUGUUUUAUGACAUCCCUCCGUCUAGGCUCGAGUCUGAUAUACAGAAAAUCCCACCAAUCAACAGUGAAUGUAAAUCGACAAAGCCACAAUUAUAUGAUGUCCCACCUGUCCAAAGGAAAUUAGCUCUUCUGGAGAGUCCUCUUUAUGAUGUACCAUCCACACAUGAUGUUCUAGUUCUGCGUCAAAAUAGUAACUAUGAUGUCCGUCCAGCUGUUGUGUCCUCCAGGACCGAAAAGGAGAACUACCAGCAGACUCUUUAUGACGUUCCAAAAAGAAUUGCCUCGCCACAAAUGACAGGGGUUGAAAAAUGUAACUAUAAUUCCAGAGAAAACAUUUACAAUUUUCCUUCGCAGUUACCAAGUGACACCAAAUUGAACCCAGACAGAUUGUCUGUCUCAAGCGUCGAGAGCCGGACUAGCACCAUAUCGACAUCCUCCAGUGCUUCUACCGAGUCCUUCUCAUCUAGUCCAUCAUCAUCUUCAGAUGAACCCAGCAAAGAAACGACCAUGGAACUUGACACGGCCAUAGAAACUUUGACUAAGCUACAACAUAGUGUAUCAAGUUCCAUUGCAAGUCUAAUGAUCUUUGUGAGCAGCAGGUGGAGGUACCAGGAACAUCUAGAGGGGAACAUUGAGGAAAUCCAUCGAGCCAUUGACCACAUAAAAGUCUCCUUGGGAGAAUUCUUGGACUUUGCUCAAACCAUUGAAGGAAACGCCACUUGGGCCUCUGACAGUAAGCUCCAGGUGAGGAUCACAAAACAGCUCAGCAUCCUCACAGCCUCGUUUCAGAUCCUGGCGGAAACUAGAGAAGCGCUGAACAAAUGUAAAUGGUCGCUCGAGGUCCUGGUCAUUAAGAAACCUCAGAACAGCCCCGACGACCUGGAUCGGUUUGUGAUGGUGGCCCGCACCAUCCCAGAUGACAUCAAGAGAUUUGUCUCCAUCGUCAUCGCAAACGGGAAGCUCCUUUUCAGAAAGAAUUGCCGAGAGAAGAAUGGCAAAGAGCCAAGACGCAAAACGGCAAAGGGCGGUCUCGAGCAGCGGAUGGAAGACAAUUCGCUUCUAAGAAACGUUUUGGAUAAAUCGAGAGAAAACAGCCUGAAUGUGGAGAGGGCAAGAGCUGAAGCCACUGAAGAUUGUGACUAUGUCCAGAUACAGGGUUCCCUAUCCAAAACCAAGCCUAAUGUUCUGAGCGAGCCGGAUCCUGCCAAGAAAAUGGAGCUCUCCGAUCUCUGCAGACUGUAUUUUGGGGCUGUUCAGAAAGCUAUCAGUGUUCUCCGAGACAGCCUGAGCGGAAAUCAAGCCCCAGAAAUCUUCAUCGCGCAGAGCAAACUAAUCAUUAUGGUGGGCCAAAAGUUGGUGGACGGCCUGUGUCAGGAAGCCCUCGAGAAAGCCACGCGGAAUGAGAUCCUGCACUACAGCAGCAAGUUUUGUAGCCUGCUGAAGAGCGUGGCCAUUGCCACCAAAAACGCUGCUAUGCAAUAUCCAAGCGCUGAGGCCAUAAGGGAACUUCAGGAUCAAGCUGACGGGCUGUCUAAAUACACACAGCAGUUCCAAGCGAUGGUGGAAUGAAGUAUCCCUUCUGCUG